Podarcis lilfordi (Lilford's wall lizard) is the source of this 4467-nucleotide messenger RNA. The record is from the annotation of a GenBank genome assembly. NCBI's taxonomy places the organism in Eukaryota, Metazoa, Chordata, Lepidosauria, Squamata, Lacertidae.
AUGAGCCUCUGGAGGAACUGGAUGCUCCUCACCUGGGUGCUGCUUGCAGGUAAGGAAAAGAGAAAGAUGGUAGUGAGGGCACAAGUACUGAAUUACAAAAAAAGACUUCAUAAAGGGAUGUGAGCUGUGUGUGGCAAGAGAGGGUAGGAUCAGAGGAAGGGAGAGCAUGGCUUCUCUGCAGUUCCAGUCAAUGCACGCUGCCAUAGUUGAAGAAUGUUAUCCCCAGAUUCCUUAGGAAGAGAGUUUGCCCAUGUGUACAUAAUGUUCAAUGUUCCUGAAGAGCUACCCCGCUGCUUACUGAUUUGCCCAAUCUAUGAGGACUUAAGAGCAGACUUGUUCCAAUAUUUAAACCUCUCAGUUGAGAGAUGGAUUUGGUACCUUAUUAACUUUUUAUUAGGGCCCAUGCUUGCACAGAUGUGAACAGCGCUCACUUCCAUAAUGGGCCCCUGACCCUAAAGUGUGCUACAGUGUUGGUGCAUUGUUUCCCAACCCCAGAUUGUUGCUGUAUAUGUGCUUGGUUGGUCAGUGGCCAUUUCAUAUCGCUGUGGUUUGCCAUCAUGUUAUCCGUUUGGAGAGUCACUCCCUCCCCGCAUCCCUCCCAGAUCUGACCAUGCUUCAAAAGGGAGUUAGAAUUCAGUGGGAGGGUCUUUGAAGCUGAAAAAGCAGCUCUUGGUGCUGGGAAUGUGGUCUGUAUGGAUGCAGUAACCUAUGAAUCAACAAGCGACAUGGGGUGUGUGUAAUUUUAUAUUUUUCCAUGAUACUAGUUGGAGAGCUAAUACCUCACUCCAGGUUUAUUCUGCUUUUCAGGUUGCAUGUCUGAUCUGACUGGUCCUAAAGCACUGAGUGGAUUUUUGGGCAGGUCACUCUCUGUGAGAUGCAGAUAUGAUGUUGUGUCUAGGAAAUAUGUAAAAUAUUGGUGCAAAGGAAGUUCAUGGAGCAGUUGUGAAAUAGUUGUUCGGACGACAGGAUCUGAAGAAGAAAGGACAGCUAGCAGAGUUUUUAUCAAGGAGAAUCAUUCUCGUUUGGAAUUCAGAGUCAGACUGGAGAACCUCACACAGGAAGAUGCUGGGAUUUACUGGUGUGGCAUACAAAGAACUGGCUCUGAUUAUGGAUUCCCUGUAAAUAUUACUGUUCUCCCAGGUGAGUCCUGUUUCCAAGCACCACAGGAAACCCAAAAGACGGAAUAAAUGUGAUCUUAUGCACAUUAACCCCAAAGGUGCUUACUGCUGGGUAAGUGUGCACAGACUUGCAAAGAUAAGGAGAGUUCCUUCUUGUAUACUUUAAAUAUAUAUAGGAAGUGAAUACAGUAUUGUGAUAAUUUUUCUCUUUCCAAAAGGAUAUUAUAUUGCCCGUUAAGCAGGUAAAUAAUGGUAAAUGAAACAAGGCUUGUUUUAUGUUGCUGCAUGAUGCUGGUGUAAAAUUCACAUUAGGGAAAACUAUGCUUGCAGAAUUGUCUCCUGUCACCGAUUCCCCUGUCAGCAAGUUCAAAAUCCCAAGGGACAUAAUAAAAUAAUGGGCGGCUUCCAACAGGGUAUACAAAAACAGCAGCAGCAGAAUAGAAUAUCACACAUUAAAAGUACCCUGAUAUAGGUCUGCCUUCAGAUGUUUACGGAAGAUCAUAUAAUUAUUUAUCUCUUUGACAUCUUACUGGAGGGUGUUCCACAGGGUGGGUGCCACUACUGAGAAGGCUCUCUACCUGCUUCCCUGUAACUGAACGUCUCACAAUGAGGAAACCCCCAGAAGGCCCUUGAAUCUAGACCUCAGUGUUUGGGCUGAACAAUGGGGGCGGAAACACUCCUUCAGGUAUACUGGGCCAAAGUCAUUAAGGGCUUUAAGCCAACACUUUGAAUCGUGCUCAGAAACACACUGGGAGCCAAUAUAGGUCUUGUCGCGCAGUGAAGUCAAAACACAGGGUCAAAAUUCACAGUAAAAAAAACCUUUACUGAGGCAAACAGAUUUCUUUACAAACACUAUACCAACAAUAAUGGAAGAGAGCAAAAUAAAAAGAAGUAAAGAGCACACUGAGCCCAUGUAUUUAUCCUUCCUGGCUCCGUGUUACUUCCUGUAAUUGAAACAAUAUUUGUAUAAGGAAUGAGUCAGCUAGAAGAAUGAAUCUUCACUUUUCAGCAUUUUCCAGCACUUUACUGCUUCUGUUCUCAAAGGCCUUUGUCACAUGACUGGUCUUUCAGGAUAGAUGUUAUACAGUAUAGUCCCAGCAGCUGCUCCCAGUCACCAGUCUGGCAGCCACAUUCUGCAUUAAUUGUAGCUUCUGAGUCACCUUGAGCGCAUUGCAGUGGUCCAAGCUGGAGAUAACCAAAGAAUGCACCACUCUGGCAAGACAGUCUGCAGGCAGGUAGGGUCUCAGGCUCGCUUUUAUGAGCCAGAAUAGGCAAGGGUCGAGGAGACAGGUUUCACUCAUCCAGGCACACUGUCUACCUCCUCAGAGGUAAUCGGGUUGAAAUUGAUCUUAUACAACUUGACUAGACAGAGCGCUGAAACUCUCCCACCCCAGCCCUGCUACCACAGUGGCGCCUGCCUCUUUCUGAAUCUGGGUGAUUUUAUCUGCAAAAAGCUUUGCAAAAUCGUUGCAGGACAUUUUGGAGUCCUUCUUGGACCUCAGUGGCAAAGGUGGUUCUGUUAGACUACAAACCACCUAAGAGUCUCCUGGAACCACUUUCUGCAGAUGCCAUAGACAGUGAAAAGGGUCUUCUUUGCCAUCGCUAUUGCGAUUUGGUAGGCUCUGCAAUGAGCUCUAACCUAUGUUCAGUCCAAUUUAGGACAUGUUUCCCCCCACCGGCGCCCUAGUCCUCUCAGAGAUCGUUUCAUCGCCUUCAGCCCUUGGGAAAACCACAUGGUCAUCCCAGCUCCAUGCAAUCGAAGAGGGCACUUCAGAGUUAACAGUCUAAAACCCUGUUUAACUACACAUUCCAGUGGGUCACCAGAGUAUCAGCUGAGAGGCCAUCAGCAUGGGAUAAUAAUGUAUCCCCUACCCAGUGUUUUUUUUCUGGGGGGACGCAGGGGUACACAUACUCCUAAACAUUUUGUGAAUCUUUGUACAGUACUUUUAUCCAUUUAGCUACUGUAUUUAUUUCCCCCGAUUUGAACUUUAAAAUGGUGAUUUUCUUGAGUCAAAAUGAGAGUACCCCUAAACAUUUUUUAAGGGGGGAAAAAAGCACUGCACCUAUCACGCUUUUGAAGCCAUUUGGAUCCGUUAAGUGGCAGAGGCAGACCAUUCAAAUUGGUCUCACCUCCCUGCAGAUGGGAAGGGUUGCGGAGAAGUCUAGUUGUACCAGGAAGUGAUCUGACCACUGGCACUUGUUUUGUUUGACUGGAACUAUCCCUUAUUUGCCAGUCCCUCUUCACAUUUUCUGAAGUUCUUGGUCUCUUCAGUGUCUGAAGCUGUCCAUUUCUUCAUCUUUGUUCAGCUUCCUCCUCAGAUUCAGAAGAAACAACAGCAAUUAGCAGGCAGUCAGAACCUGAUCGCUUUCUAAUAACUACCACACAAGAACAAACAAACAAACAAUCAGGCUUCAGCCCUAUUCCAACAGAGUAAGUAUUGAGAUUCCCUUUGUGUAAACAUGUGAUAUCACUGAUAUUUUGGCUCAGCAACCUCUAAAAGGUUUUCAUGCUGCCACCUCCUGGUGGCUAGCAAGGCCUGUUUUCCUUGUUUGUAAUUCAUUUUUUAAAUAAAUUUUUCAAUUAUACAGUUUCCACAAAUAAAACAACCACCUAUAAAAUAAUACAUCAACUUCCCUUCUUCUCCUUCCGUGGGUCUUUUAAGUUUCCCAUUCUUACUGCCUAUUUUAUUCCAACCAACCAAUUUCUCCUCCUUUUCAUAUUACCUCAAUCAAAAUCAGACUGUUGAAUUAAUCCUGCUUCGUGUUUUCACUUUCUUACAAUUAUAUGCAAAUACUCCACAAAAACUUUCCAUUCCUGUUUAUAAACUUGAUCAUCUUGUUCUCAGACCUGGCUGGUUAUGCCUUCUGACUCUGCACAUUCCAUCAUUUUUGGUUGCCAUUCCUCCUAGUUUUCCUAUAUUCCUGAAGUCGUGUCCCUGGAAGGAGGAGGCACUGCCACUACAAGCAAGGAGGGAGGCGGGUGCAGCCCCCAGAUGCCACCCUUGAGUGCCAUUUGAGUCGAUUCCCUCAGAAAGGCUCAUGGGAGCACCGGCUGUGGGGUGUUAAUCCACAAAGCUUCUAUAUUAGAGAAUGGUGGGAAAUAGUCCUGUUUUCUUCUAUCAGCAAUUAUAUGAUAUCUGCUCAGAGUGGCUGGGCAACCCAGUCGAAUGGGUGGUGUAUUACUAUGGUUAUGAUUCUGUUUCAUUUACACAGAUACCUGAUUUAUGGGCUUUUCGCCUUGAAAACCCUUAUCUUCCUGGGUCUGGUCAUUGCAAUUAUCUGGAUGCAUAGAAGAUACAAUCAGAAGAGACCUUCAGCUGCCACACGGCAAGAAAAUGCUGCACAGUAA